Molecule: messenger RNA, 2121 nt
Organism: Closterium sp. Yama58-4
Lineage: Eukaryota; Viridiplantae; Streptophyta; Zygnematophyceae; Desmidiales; Closteriaceae
Source: the annotation of a GenBank genome assembly
AUGAGCAUAGAACAACUUGAGGCGGAGGCUGGGAGGACAGACGCUUGGCCUGAUAGUCUUAAGAGAAGUUCUUGGCUAAGUGGGAGUAGGAUCAGGAGAAGUGGGAACCCCACAAAGCAGCAGCGGUUGCUUCCCAGCGAGGACGAGGUGAGGAAGGCGGCAACUGAUUGGCCAACGCUUGGGACCACUUUGAGACGAAUUCUUCGGGCGGGAGGAGUUGGGGGUGGCGACAGAGGGGAGCAUGGGGCAGGGGUUUCGCAAACAGGAGCAGCAGUAGCAGGAGCGAUUCUGGCAGGAACGGCGGCAGCAGGAGCAGCGCCGGCACAAGUUUGGAGCUUCUGUGAAGAACUGGGAGGAGCUGAAGAAGCAACAGGUUUGGCAGAGGAGGAGGGAGGGAUGGUGCAGCAGGAGAAGCAGUCGGAAGCCCAAGAGGAGCAGCCAAGAAGGGUGUUACCGCUGCCAGCUCAGCAGCAGCAGCAGCAACAGCAGCAGCAGCAGCAACAGCAGCAGCAGCAGCAGCAGCAGCAACAGCAGCAACAGCAGCAGCAGGAGCAACAGCAGCAGCAGCAGCAGCAGCAGCAGGAGCAGGAUUUUCGUCUGUUAAUUACCAGCAAAAUGCCAGGCAGUGGAAAGCUUUGGAGACAAGGGAGGUUAACUGGCGGUACCAAGGCAGAUCAUGAGUGCAGAUUCUGCGGCAAGGGAUUUGAUUCUCCUCGGGCGCUUGGAGGGCACAUGAAUCUGCACAGGAAAGAGCGCAAGCUAGAAGACGUGUUUCUGAACAAAGCCGAGGCUCAAGCUCGGGCUGAUCUGCAGCAGCUACAGCAGCAGUUCAUUCCUAGAGUACACCCGUUCUCUGUUGGCAUAUCCCACAGCACUGGAAGCAGAACCUCCGCUGAGACUCCACACAGCCUUUCUGCUGCCACGGCCUCGCACCUCCUUGGCUUGACCACACCUGCUGUGACCACACCUGCUGUGACCACACCUGCUGUGACCACACCUGCUGUGACUACACUUGCUGUGACUACACCUGCUGUGACUAUGCCUGCUGUGACUGUGCCUGCUGUGACUAUGCCUGCUGUGACUAUGCCUGAUGUGACUAUGCCUGCUGUGACUACGCCUGCUGUGACUAUGCCUGCUGUGACUAUGCCUGGACUUUCCCCAGCUCUUCCUUACCCCACCUCUGGGUCUCUUGCAUCUGCACUGGCUUCUGCCCUUGCUGGGGUUGCACCUUCGUUAGUUACACCUUCCCUAUCUACACCGGCGCUGGCCACGCCUUCCCUGGCCAUGCCUUCCCCGGCUGCACCUUCCCCGGCUGCUCCUUCCUUGGCUACUCCUUCGCUGGCUGUGCCUUCCCUAGCAUCGCCUGCACUGAUUAGUCCUCCACUGGUAGCUGGACCUGCUGGUACACCUCCUACCGCCACUGCUCACCUGCUUACUCCACAGUACCGUUCUCCAGUCACUGCUAUGACAUCUCAUGGCUCUUCAGGUGCUGCCGUUACAUAUCAUGGCUCUUCAGGUGCUGCCAUUACAUCUCCUGGAGCCCAUGCCCACAUGGAGUCAAUUCCACCUGCCUCCAUCCCACCGUGCCACCAGCACUCCUUCCGCUCCUUGCAACUGCCCUUUUUGUCCUCACAGCCCAACUUGGUGCAGCCGCAGCAGCAGCAACUGUUGACCUCUCAGCCUGCCUUGAGCCAACAGCAGCAGCAGCCAUUGACUUCUCAACCUGCCUUGAGCCAUCAGCAGCACCAUCAGCAGCCGUUGACUUCUCAAUCUGCCUUGAGCCAUCAGCAGCAGCAGCAGCAGCAGCAGCAGCCAUUGAGUUCUCAUCCUGCCUUGAGCCAGCAGCAAAAUGCUGGUGCACUGCCAGAGAAGUCAUUGCAAGUGGAGGGUGCAGGAGGAAGCGGGGAGGACGAUCUGGCACAGUUGGAACAGCUUCGCCAGCUGCUGUUCUUACAGGAGCAGCUUAUAGGGGAACAGCCGGGGGGGGAGGGGCUUCAGUUGAGGAGGCAAAGGUUGGAGGGGAUGCAAGGUGUGGAGCGGUGUGGUGACUUGAACCAGCAGGUGGAGGCUAAGGGGGGAGUGGCAGCAGAGCCUGCGAGGCACCGUUGUUCUGAGGAAUAG